AAGUAAAGACUGAUGUUCAAUUAAGUUUUAAGUUUAAAGAAUCACGCCAGAAUUGGCACCAGCGUCCUUCAAAUAUUUUCUAACCUUAUGCCAAAAAUAAAUACAAAUAAUAAAAAUGACGGAUAAACAGAAAACACUCAUAUGUGGAGAUGUAAAUGGGAAUUUUAACAUGCUCUUUUCACGCGUCGAGUCAAUCGUGAGAAAAUCGGGCCUAUUUGACGUUUUACUAUGUGUUGGAAAUUUUUUUGGGAAUGAUAAUUCUGAACUUGAUGCAUAUAAAAUGGGUACAAGGAAAGUUCCUGUCACAACCUACAUAUUUGGACCUUCUAACAGUGAUCAUAUACAAUAUUAUUGUGAUGAGGGAUCAGAGAUAGCUCCUAAUAUAAUUUAUAUGGGGAAGAGGGGAAUAUUCACUACAAGUAUGGAUGUAAAAAUUGCAUACUUGUCGGGGCUGUCACGUAGAGAGCUCGGCAAGGAUGUGCCAAUGUGUACUUUUGAGCCGAGCGACUGCAGUGCAGUUAGGGAUGCCUGCUUUAGAGGUCAGGCUGAAUUCAGAGGCGUCGAUGUGCUCAUAACAACAUUAUGGCCAGCUGGCAUACAACAAGAUGAAACACAAAAGGUUCAAUUGCAGCCUGAAUGCCUUUCAGAUUUAUUAUCUUGGCUCUCCAUCCACAUAAAGCCUCGGUACCACUUUGUUCCAUCUUCAGACAAAUACUAUGAAAGGCAACCAUAUAGAAACCAAAGUGUGCACCAAGAUUACAGAGAAUGCGCAACAAGGUUUAUAGCUUUAGCCCCAGUUGGUAAUAAAGCAAAGGAAAAAUGGAUUUACGCCUGUACAUUGCAACCUAUAUCUAAAAUGAGAAUGACAGAUCUUCUACAAGCAACAACUGAUGAAACACCUUGCCCCUAUGAUCCAGAAUUGUUAAAACAACAUCAACCAGGAAAAGUUGUAAAGUUUUCAGGGAAUGGCCAAUACUUUUUCAAUAUGGAUGCAACAGAUGAUGAUCAAGGGAAAAGGAAAAGAAAAAGCGGAGAUAACCCUGAGAAAAAAAGAAAAGAAAUGGACCCAGAUAGCUGUUGGUUUUGCUUAUCAUCGCCUAAUGUUGAGAAGCACUUGGUGAUAUGUGUUGGUACACACUGUUAUUUGGCGCUGGCAAAAGGUCCAUUGACUCCAUACCAUACACUUAUAUUGCCUAUUGCACACCAUCAGUCUAUUACAAGGGCUCCAGAUGAAGUUGUGAAAGAAAUAAAGGAUUUCAAAAACGCCCUAAAGAACUUCGUUUCCACAAUGAAGAUGGAGGUGGUGUUUUUUGAACGCAACUACCGUACUGCCCACAUGCAAAUACAGGCAGUUCCGGUCCCAAGGGAGUGCUCUUCGCAAAUUCUAGAAAUUUUUCAGGAUGAAGCCGGCAUCAACAGCAUUCAGAUGGAAGUAUUGCCCCCGUACUCGGAAAUAAACCAGAUGACGUUGCCAGGAGCGCCGUACUUCCACGCAGAGCUGCCCAGCGGCGAACAAUUGUACGCUAAGACAAAACAACAUUUCCCUUUGCAAUUUGGAAGAGAUGUUUUAUCGACUCCGCCGAUAUUGAACUGUGAAGAUAAAGCCGAUUGGCGGCAGUGUCAACUCAGCAAAGAGGAGGAAAUAUCACACGUGCAAAAUUUUAGGGAAAAGUUCCGACCAUUCGACUUUACCGCCGAAGCCGAUAGCGACAGUGACAGCGACUGAAAGAUGAUCUGCUGCUUUGAUCAGGUCAGAAUUUGAAAGAAAUAUAUUUCUUCAGAUCGCGUUACACAAAACGAAAUAACAUCAGUUAUUAUAGAGAGAGUGAGUAAGGAAAAGUCCUCUAAUAAAAUAAAUAAUAAGAAUCAAAGAAAAAGAUCGCGAUUACUUCGUACAGGUACUUACUAGGG
Messenger RNA from Chilo suppressalis (striped riceborer), 1911 nucleotides. NCBI's taxonomy places the organism in Eukaryota, Metazoa, Arthropoda, Insecta, Lepidoptera, Crambidae. The record is from the annotation of a GenBank genome assembly.